Molecule: messenger RNA, 294 nt
Organism: Penicillium psychrosexuale
Lineage: Eukaryota; Fungi; Ascomycota; Eurotiomycetes; Eurotiales; Aspergillaceae
Exons: 2
Coding region: 1-294 (97 amino acids)
Source: RefSeq, a predicted model, not a curated record
AUGCAGUUGACUAUGUGGGAAGGUUGUUUCAUGAGCACUCAAUCAGCACCUCCUUGGUGGCUCAUCCGCCGAACCCGAAUUACCCAAUCUCUAAGACCUUUCAGAGCUCCAUCUCAAAAGGAUUUUUUUUCUUUUACCUUCUCUUCGGACUGUUUCCCUUAUGUUCAACCCAUCUUCUGCGAUGAACUAUCACCCAUCGCAAGUUCCUCUUUAUUAACGUAUAUCAUCCCUUUCUCACGAUCUCAAUUCAUGUCUUCUAAUCAUACACUUCGGGGGAACAUAACCUGGGAUUGA